CACACCUGUUCACAAGAAAAGGACUUUCGUCAUACUUCUGCUGCAGCAGCUUAGCGCCGAGCGGAGUUCGGCAUUUGGCAUUGCACUCCCCGACCAAGACAUCCCAUCUUCUCCUCCCCCUCAAACAAUCCAACGCCACUCCAUCCACCAUCAAACUCCCACCCACCUCCAAAAAUGACUGCCUCCACCAUGCGCGCAUGGGUAUACACCCAGUCAGGCCUACCCUCACAAACCCUGAGACCAACGACCACCUUCCCCGCGCCAACGCCCUCCUCCCUCGGUCCCACCGACCUCCUCAUCGAAGUCGACUACGUCUCGCUGAACGCGAUCUGCACGACGAUGAUACGCGCCCUCCCCCCGCAGCCCUUCUCCCUCGGGCUCCCCUUCCGACGCCGCAUCGCCGUCCCCGAAUUCGAGUUCAGCGGACGCAUCCUCGCCACAGGGACGCAGGUGCCCGUCACCCGACCCGAACUGACCCCCUCCACCCGAGUCGCAGGCUGCGUCUCCGAGCAAGAAGUCUUCGGAACAGGGAAAGGCGCGCUCGCCGAGCGGUUGGUCGCGCCAGCUAGCCAGGUCAUCGCGCUGACCAGUAGCCCCCUGCCCCUUCACCCCUCACCCUCCGCCCAGUCACAAUCCCAACCCGCAACCCCACCUGCACCUGCACCGCAACCAGAAGAACCACUAUCACCAUUAGAAGCAUCCGGCCUAACGGCCUGCGGCAGCACCGCCAUACAAACCCUCUCCCUCACCGGACUAAUAGCAGGGGACAAACUGCUCGUGAACGGGGGCAGCACGAGCGUGGGGAUGCACACGAUCCAGCUCGCACGACACAUUCUCGGCGCCACCGGGACGAUCGUCGCAACGUGCUCAUCGCGCAACGCGGCGCUGGUGGGCUCGCUCGGCGCCGACGAGGUCAUCGACUACGUCGCGCACGACCCGCUGCACGAGCAUCUCCGCGCCCACCACUCCCCCCCCUCCUCGGCUGCCGCAAAAACCCGCCCCUUCGACGCGAUCAUCGACUGCGUCGGCGACGCCUCGCUCUACCGCCACUGCGCGGCGUACCUCGCCGAAGGCAAACCCUUCAUCAAUCUGGGACAGAUGAACGCCGCGCCCGGGUUCUGGGGCCAGCUCGCGUGGGCGUGGGAGCAGGUGGCGCUGCGGUUUUGGCCGGUCGUGUUCGGGGGCGUGCCCCGCGGGUAUCGGUUCUAUAGCGGGCGGCCGCGGGCGGAGGAUAUGGGGCGGGUGCUGCGGUUGGUGGAGCGGGGGGUGGUGCGGGUGGUCGUGGAUUCGGUGUGGGGGUGGGGGGAGGUUCCUAAG
Molecule: messenger RNA, 1317 nt
Organism: Aspergillus aculeatinus CBS 121060
Lineage: Eukaryota; Fungi; Ascomycota; Eurotiomycetes; Eurotiales; Aspergillaceae
Product: NAD(P)-dependent alcohol dehydrogenase
Exons: 2
Cellular component (GO): mitochondrion
Molecular function (GO): oxidoreductase activity
Source: RefSeq, a predicted model, not a curated record